AAUCAGCUAUUGACAUGUAUUUGUCUCUCUUCAGUUCCAUCUCACCUGAUUAAUCAAUCACUCAACACCAAUUCCAGGCACCAGUUCUUUAAGCAAACGAUUAAGAGGUAAAUUCCUUCUUCUUUUUAACCUAGUUUAUUAUUUCCGCCAAGACCGACGGCGCUUGGUGCCGGAGAGACGCCUCUCUCACUCUCCAUUCUCUGGAUUCCCGUUAAUUUCCUGCCGAUCAGUUGUACAUGGAAGGUGAAACUGGUAAUCAAUCUAAGCAAGAACGUUUUAGAACAAGGUGGACACCAUCCCUUGAUAGGAUAUUUGCAGACUUGGUAGUGCAGCAGAUUCAGUUAGGAAACAGACCAAAUAAUGUUUUUGACAAGAAAACUUGGAAUCACAUACGUGAUGAAUUCAACAAGGAGACGGGUUCAAAAUUUAAUAACAAUCAACUGAGAAAGCACCUUGAUGUACUGCGGACACGAUUCAAUAAUGUGAAGUCAGCGUUUGCUCGAAAUGAGUUUGCUUUGGUGGAUCCCUGUGGUGUUGGAUUUGAUUUGUGGGAAGAUUCUUUUGGGGCACAACCUAGGCCUGAGGCAGUUAAAGUCAAGGACUGUCCCAUAUAUGACCAACUCUGCAAGAUUUUCACAGAUACAUCAGUUGAUGGGAAGUAUGCCCAAUCAAGUCACUUUGAGGGUUUGGACAAAUCUGUUGGAAAUGAUAUUGCAGGUAGAAUUUCAUGGCCAGAUGGCGGAACCUCUCGUUCUGAAGAUCCAUCAUCAUCAUCAAAAUUAUCAAAAGGAAAUUCUGUAUCAUCAGAAAAGGCAGUGAAGAAUGCAGGGAAAAGAAAAAGGAAACGUCCGUCUGAGACACCUUCUUCAGAGCAGAAUAAUAGGGAUCAAGAACUUAAUGAAGCUAUGGCAGAAGCCUUGUUGGAGAUGGUAGCUGCUUCGAAGUGGAGGGAAGUUGCUGCAAGACAAGAUGAGGAGAGAUUUACCAUAACUAAUUGUAUUGAAGCUCUGGAUGAGAUUCAAAAGAUUGACCAGCAACUUUACUUUGCAGCUUUGGACCUUUUUGAAGACCCCACCUUACGAGAGACCUUUCUCUCUCUCAAAGGUGAUGACCUACGGUUGACUUGGUUGCAGGGUAAGUGUGGUAGAUAUAAUCAUUUUGGAGGUUAAGGCAUGUGUCAUUUUUAAACAACCCCCCUCCGCCCCGCAUCGUUUUGCUCUCUCAAAGAUCUUUACUGCCACUCUUAGUUUUAAGUAGCAACAAUAUCCAUACCAUGGCUUAAAAUCUUGAUGUACAUGGGUUUUAGUUGUGGCAAGGCUAGCACGCUGCUAGGCACUUUCGGUUAUUCGUGAUUGAUCUGUGAUUAUCACCACCCAGAAGGAACUUGGACCGUAUUUGCAAUCUUGGUGCCAUGUGUUUGUAGUGUUUUCCAUUGCGGGUGGUGGAGAGCCUCCUGCCCAUGAUCCGGACCAGCUUUUGGAAGUCAACCUGUGAUCUAGACCAGUAAGGGUUGAAAAAAGAAUAGGAAAAGGAAAAAAAUCUCGAUGAGUGACCUGUUGGUUGACCUAUUAACAGCAAGGAAAGUAUCGAGCAUUCGAGCUGCUUGUGGAUAA
Molecule: messenger RNA, 1613 nt
Organism: Populus euphratica (Euphrates poplar)
Lineage: Eukaryota; Viridiplantae; Streptophyta; Magnoliopsida; Malpighiales; Salicaceae
Exons: 3
Coding region: 237-1169 (310 amino acids)
Source: RefSeq, a predicted model, not a curated record